Messenger RNA from Melopsittacus undulatus (budgerigar), 1029 nucleotides. It is a transcript of the gene HMGA2, whose product is annotated as high mobility group AT-hook 2. Gene Ontology annotation, molecular function: transcription coregulator activity; DNA binding. NCBI's taxonomy places the organism in Eukaryota, Metazoa, Chordata, Aves, Psittaciformes, Psittaculidae. The record is from RefSeq and is a predicted model, not a curated record. The coding region runs from base 572 to 901 and encodes 109 amino acids. Gene Ontology annotation, biological process: regulation of DNA-templated transcription. Gene Ontology annotation, cellular component: chromatin; nucleus. The transcript has 5 exons.
CAAAUCGUUUUAUUAUUUUUUAAAUGAUCGCUCUUUUUGCCCGCUGCUGCCGAAAUCCCGUCUUCCCAGGGUGCAUGCUGCUGGCAGGACCGUGCAGUGUUCCCAGUCCGUUUUCACUGUGUCUUAUCUUAAUUUGUCCUGAUCCGAUCUAAGCGCGAUAGCCACCACUUGCUCUCAAUUUGUAGGAUCUUUCUUCCCCUUCUUGGUUUGCUCCCGACUACCCUCGGAGUGUUUCCCUCUCUCCUUGCAUUUCCAGGGUUGCAAUUUACUCUGCCUUUUUCUUCUUCUAUUUUUUUAAACCUCCCCUUUUUUGAAUUGCUUCAUGUUACUUACUAACCAUUCCUAAAUUGUAAGAGAGAUUCAUUCCCCCUCCUCUUCCACCACCACCAGCACCACUACCACCAUCACCUCCUCCUCCUCCUCCUCCCCUUCUCUUCUCCUUUUUGGCAGCACCAGGACGUCCGGUGUGGUGGUGGCAGCGAGCAGCAAAAGCAGCAAGAGCUCGUUUUGAUUCCCCCCCUUCCAAGGUGCUUUGGAGAGACUGGUUUAAGGCUGAGCAGCAGAAGUCACGAUGAGUGCACAAGGUGAGGGACCCGGUCAGCCUUCCACUGCUGCCCAGGAGCAACCUGCAACCGCAGAGCCUCAGAAGAGAGGACGAGGCAGACCCAGGAAGCAACCACAAGAACCAACUGGUGAACCAUCUCCUAAAAGACCAAGAGGAAGACCCAAAGGAAGCAAAAACAAGAGUCCCUCUAAAGCAGCUCAGAAGAAAGCAGAAGCCACUGGUGAAAAGCGACCUAGAGGCCGGCCCAGAAAAUGGCCUCAACAAGUGGUUCAAAAGAAGCCUGCUCAGGAAGAGACUGAAGAAACGUCCUCACAAGAGUCUGCAGAGGAAGACUAGGAGACCGCACCAUGCAAUUUCUACCUCAUCAGCAGUUGGGUCUUUUGAAGGGAGAAGACACUGCCUUGACCACUUAUUUUCUAUUGCCAUGGUCUUUCCACUUUUGCCUGGGGGGGGAGGGAAGGGGG